AUGUCGGACGCCGAUUUUAACGCGGUCAAGGCCGCGCAGGCGGAGCGCAACGCGAGCUCAGGAAAGCGAGGCAUCAACGACGCUUCAGGCCAGCGCACUAACGGCACGAAGGUGUCCCUCACGAAGGCCAUGGACACGACUCUAUACGGCGACGACGACCGCUCGGCUUACAACACCAGCAUCGCCGUUGACGAUGACGAAACCAUGGCGGACGGCGACGAUGAUGGCGAUGGCCGGCUGGUGGGCCAGUAUACGGCUACGGCUGCACAAAUUGGUGAGUGGGCGCAUGGAGAGACAGCAGAGGACGAUAUUCUGGAUAGCCGGGAGAAGCAGGCGCAAAUUGCGAGCCGGGAGACGGAUUAUCAAAAGCAGCGGUACAAGCGCACUCUGGAAGGUGGUGAGGACAAGACGUUCAAGGAGGUCAUGGAGCAGCGAGAACUUGAGCGGGAGGAGGCACGCGUGCGGGGCCUCUUGGAGGCAAAGAAGAAGGAGCAGAUCGCGGCAGGCGAAGAUGAUGAUGACAUGGACGGUGUCGAACAUCAGGCAACGCUCCAGAAUGGCGAGGUCGGCACCCCGGAGCCCGAAGACAAGCACACAUACAACGAAGACUCAGAACGACCCGCCGCACCCAAGAAUCGGACUCGAAAGCGGAGGUGGGACACAUCUGGAGACACUAGUGGGGAUGUGGCGAUGAGCGGCGCAAACGACGAUACAUCUACGAACGGCAUCAAUGGCCAUGCUGCCAAUGGUGCGGAAGAUGCAAAGAGGUCGCGAUGGGAUUCUACGCCUGCGCCAGAGAGCGACAGUGGAGCUGCCAAGAAGCGAUCAAGAUGGGAUCUUGUCUCGAGCGGAGGCGCGACAUCUGCGGCGCCAGACGCUACUCCUGUAGCGCCUGCUUUCGGAACUGACCCAUCUGGUCGAAAUGCGGCAAUCUCGGACGAGGAGCUGGACGAAAUGUUGCCCAGUGAAGGCUACAAGAUCCUCAUUCCACCCCCAGGUUACGAACCUCUACGAGCUCCUUCCAAGCGUCUCGCACCGUCUGCUACUCCAGCGCACACCGGUGGCUUCAUGAAUCAGGAGUCAGUUGAUCCACGAUCAAUGGGCAAGCAGCUUCCUUCAGAAAUUCCGGGUGUUGGAGAUCUCCAAUUUUUCAAGGCCGAGGACAUGGCCUACUUCGGUAAACUCGUUGAUGGCGCCGAUGAGAACGACCUUAGUGUGGAAGAACUCAAGCAGCGCAAAAUCAUGCGGUUGUUGCUCAAAGUGAAGAACGGCACUCCGCCUAUGAGGAAGACUGCUCUUCGUCAACUCACGGACAACGCGCGUGCUUUUGGUGCAGGCCCACUUUUCGACCAGAUCUUACCAUUGUUGAUGGAGAAGAGUCUCGAGGAUCAGGAGCGCCACUUGCUUGUCAAGGUCAUUGAUCGUGUUCUCUACAAGCUCGACGACCUGGUGAGACCCUAUGUGCACAAGAUUCUUGUCGUCAUUGAGCCAUUGCUCAUUGAUCAAGACUACUACGCUCGAGUUGAAGGACGUGAGAUCAUCUCCAACCUCGCCAAAGCUGCUGGUCUUGCUCAUAUGAUUGGAACGAUGAGACCUGACAUUGACCACGUUGACGAGUAUGUCCGCAACACCACAGCACGAGCCUUUGCUGUUGUGGCUUCCGCGCUUGGUAUUCCUACCCUUCUUCCUUUCUUGAAGGCAGUCUGCAAGAGUAAGAAGUCAUGGCAGGCUCGACACACUGGUGUCAAGAUCGUGCAGCAGAUUCCCAUCCUCAUGGGUUGUGCCGUUCUUCCUCAUCUCAAGGGACUUGUGGAGUGUAUCGGCGAGAACCUCAACGACGAGCAGGCCAAGGUCAGGACAGUCACAUCGCUGGCCCUUGCUGCGCUCGCCGAGGCUUCCAACCCAUUCGGUAUCGAGAGCUUUGACGACAUCCUUAACCCGCUAUGGACCGGUGCUCGUAAGCAGCGCGGAAAAGGUCUCGCCGGUUUCCUUAAGGCUGUCGGUUACAUCAUCCCUCUCAUGGACGAAGAAUACGGCAACUACUACACUUCCCAAAUUAUGGAAAUCCUCCUCCGAGAGUUCCAGAGUCCGGAUGAGGAAAUGAAGAAAGUCGUUUUGAAAGUCAUCAGCCAGUGCGCUGGUGGCAAUGGUGUCACCGCUGCUUAUUUGAAGGAGACUGUUCUCGACGACUUUUUCAAGAGUUUCUGGGUCCGGAGAAUGGCUUUGGAUAAGCGGAAUUACAGACAGGUUGUUGAGACCACGGUUGACAUCGGUCAAAAAGUCGGGGUUGGCGAAAUUGUGGAACGCAUCGUCGGCAACCUCAAAGACGAAAGCGAGGCAUAUCGAAAGAUGACUGUCGAGACGAUCGAAAAGGUCAUCUCGGCAAUGGGCGCGGCAGACAUCAACGAGCGUCUUGAGGAGCGUUUGGUGGAUGGUAUCCUUCACUCGUUUCAGGAACAGAGCGUCGAAGACAUUGUCCUGCUCAACGGAUUCGGCACUGUCGUCAACGCGUUGGGCACGCGAUGCAAGCCCUACCUUCCUCAGAUCGUCAGUACCAUCCUCUGGCGGCUGAACAACAAGUCCGCCACUGUACGACAGCAAGCAGCCGACUUGAUUACUAGAAUAGCCAUUGUGCUGAAGCAGUGCGAUGAAGAUGGCCUUUUAGGGAAGUUGGGAUCUGUUCUCUACGAGUAUCUUGGUGAGGAGUAUCCCGAAGUGCUCGGUAGUAUCCUCGGCGCUAUGAGAAGCAUCGUAUCUGUUGUGGGAAUCAGCAUGAUGCAACCUCCAAUCAAGGAUCUCCUUCCACGCCUGACACCCAUUUUGCGGAACAGGCAUGAGAAGGUACAAGAGAACACCAUUGAUCUUGUCGGGCGUAUUGCAGAUCGUGGUCCAGAAUCUGUUAAUGCCAGAGAAUGGAUGAGGAUCUGUUUCGAGCUGCUCGACAUGCUCAAGGCACACAAGAAGGGAAUCCGGCGAGCGGCCAACAACACUUUUGGUUUCAUCGCCAAAGCCAUUGGACCGCAGGAUGUUCUCGCCACCCUACUCAACAACCUACGAGUACAAGAGCGUCAGUCUCGAGUCUGUACCGCCGUCGCUAUUGGCAUUGUUGCUGAAACCUGUGCGCCGUUCACUGUGCUGCCGGCGCUGAUGAACGAGUACCGGGUGCCAGAGCUCAACGUCCAGAACGGUGUGUUGAAAUCUCUCUCCUUCCUCUUCGAGUACAUUGGCGAGAUGGCCAAAGACUACGUCUAUGCCGUCACUCCUCUCUUGGAAGAUGCCCUCAUCGAUCGCGACCAGGUACAUCGACAAACCGCUGCCAGCGUCGUCAAGCACAUUGCGCUUGGUGUCGUUGGUCUGGGUUGUGAAGACGCAAUGCUGCACCUCCUAAACUUACUCUACCCAAACAUCUUCGAGACCAGUCCUCACGUCAUCGACCGCAUCAUCGAAGCUAUCGAUGCGAUUCGGUUGGCAGUGGGCACUGGUGCUGUGAUGAACUAUGUCUGGGCGGGCUUAUUCCACCCUGCGAGGCGAGUGCGGACGCCUUAUUGGAGAUUGUACAACGAUGCCUAUGUGCAGAGUGCGGACGCGAUGGUGCCUUAUUACCCGGCUGUCGAGGAUGACAAGCUGRGGCGACAUGAGUUGUUCGUUGUACUGUAG
Molecule: messenger RNA, 3657 nt
Organism: Ramularia collo-cygni
Lineage: Eukaryota; Fungi; Ascomycota; Dothideomycetes; Mycosphaerellales; Mycosphaerellaceae
Product: probable nuclear protein
Exons: 1
Coding region: 1-3657 (1218 amino acids)
Biological process (GO): spliceosomal complex assembly
Cellular component (GO): U2 snRNP; catalytic step 2 spliceosome; U2-type prespliceosome
Molecular function (GO): mRNA binding
Source: RefSeq, a predicted model, not a curated record